This is a messenger RNA of Crotalus tigris (Tiger rattlesnake), 2322 nucleotides long. It is a transcript of the gene DSCC1, whose product is annotated as DNA replication and sister chromatid cohesion 1. The transcript has 9 exons. Gene Ontology annotation, cellular component: chromosome, centromeric region; chromatin; nucleus. Bases 369 to 1538 code for a protein of 389 amino acids. Gene Ontology annotation, biological process: maintenance of mitotic sister chromatid cohesion; mitotic sister chromatid cohesion. The record is from RefSeq and is a predicted model, not a curated record. NCBI's taxonomy places the organism in Eukaryota, Metazoa, Chordata, Lepidosauria, Squamata, Viperidae.
AGGCGCUUUGGAGAGUAAGUUGACUCCCUCCUCUUUAUGGCAGCCCCUCAAAUAUUGGAAUACUGCUAUCAUGCCACCCCUGGUCCUUCUCUUCGUUAAACUAGAUAUAGCAAUUCACAGGACCGUUCUUCGUGCGUUUCUGCCUCCAGUCCCCUAAUUAUCUUCACGGCUCUUCUCAGACUCAACGUGUUUUAUGGCCCCACCUCCUCCCUUGCCGGAUUGGGCGCGUAAACCCAGCGGAAGCUCCGCCCCCUUUGCAUCAAUGUGACGAUGUGAUUUUGGCGCGCUUUCGGAAGAAGUCCCGUUCUCCGCCUUUGCUGUUCCUAUUGGAGACGCCCGUUGGCUCUGAGGAGCGAAAGCCGCCAAGGAUGCGAAGCCGCGAGGAGGUUGAUGCCACGUUGCAGGUCGCUAAACUAAACCCCACGGAGCUGCUUCCGACGGUGCAGUGCCUCAGUUUCAGUCCGCAGGUCGAUGCCGGAGAUUACUGCCUUCUGCAACUGGAGCCGGAGCUGUGUCACGAGUUGGAAGCGGGGCGAAGCCUAGUGAUCCGUGGAGAGAAACAUGAACGUGCUGUGAUGUGCAGUAAGGAUAAGACUUAUGACAUGAAAAUAGCAGAUACUUCCAAUAUGUUGCUUUUUAUUCCUUCCGGUGAAACUCCAGAGCAGCUUCGUGCAGGCAAGGCUACCACUAAUAUACUCCACCCUGAGAUUGCAGGCUUCUCCAAUAAUUUUUGGGAACUAAGAAGAUGCCGGCCUAAAUUGAAGAAACUCAAGAAACUUCUGUUGGAAUAUCCUUAUGAAGGUCCAGAUAGUGAAAAAGAGAGAAUUGAUACAAAUUCAAAGUAUACAACAGAAGACUUCUUGGAUUUGGUCCAAGCAAGCGAGGAAGAAAUAAUGGAUCAACUGAAAGUUCUGAAAACAUGCAAAGUUCAAGGAUAUUGGAGGAUUCUAGACUUUGACUAUGAGAUGAAACUGUUGAAUCACGUGACCCAACUAAUAUAUUCAGAGUCCUGGUCAUUCAAUAAAGUCCCUUUAAGUAUAUGUGUUCAAGAACUUGGACCUCUAGAACCCAAAGAAAUGAUAGAACACAUUCUGGAAAGUUAUGGGAAAAAAUACAUGGAUGAAGGUGAGACUUACUUUGCAAUGAAUGAAGAGAAGGUGUGUAGAGCAAUUGCACAAAUGCUCUUGCAAAACGCUGUUAAAUUCAACCUCUUGGAAUUUCAAGAAGUGUGGCAGCAGAGUGUCCCUGAAGGAAUGACAACUAGGCUGGAUCAGUUAAAGGGGUUGGCUCUUGUGGAUAGAUCUUCUAAACCAGAGAUUAUUUUCCUGCUGAAUGUUGAAGAUUUACCAGAAGAUGAUAAUGAAAGAUUUAAAAGCUUGUUCUCUAUUCGGGAGAAGUGGACAGAAGCUGAUAUAGUUCCAUAUAUAGAAGACUUAUGCUCAGAGAAGCAAACGGCUGGCACUCUUCUAACGAAAUAUGCUCGUUCUUCAAUGCAGAAUGGACUCAAAGUUUAUAAUUCAAGAAGACCUGUUUCAUAAAACUUAUUUCAGCUGAGUAGGGGCUGAAAAUACUCUAAAGACUGUCAACUAGUAGAGCAAUUUUUUCGCCAAAUAGUUUAAGAUGCCUCACAAUUUUCUGUGAGGCAUCUAAUAAUAUUAGGAGUUCUUGAGAAUUCUUUACUGUUGAAACUGAUAUUUCUAGAAAAGUGUAAAUAGCAGUAUAUGAGUAUUUCCUUCAACUCUUUUCUGUAUUUUGUUUUAAAUCUGUAUUAAAUUUUUAAAAAUUGUAUAGAUUAAAGCACACAUUAUAAAGAAGAUCAGUUUAAGAAAGAGAAUGGUGUUUUUUUAUCUUUCCUUUAUAUUACUAACAUUUAAACUUGAUCUUUCUUGAAAGAACUAAGUCAGUCUAUCUGGACACAAUUCUGCUAUUUUGUUUGUAGCUUACAGAAUUUCCAGACACUCUAGCUUUCAAUUGAUAUUCUGGUAUUUAUAGUUCAACAUAGUUGGAGCAUAUCUUUGUCUUUGCUUUAUUUCCUUUUCUGAUACCAAAUUUUAUGUGAGCUUUUUUGGGGGGGAGGGUUACUUUUUCUUUCUGAAGAGUCUUAAAAAAUUAGAUAAAGUGAUGAAUAAACCUAACUCAGUGAUAAUCUUAAUUACUACCUGAAAUCAUCAGAUUUGUAGGUAGUGUUCUACUGAAUAUUAGUUGCUUGGAUACAUACUACCUUGCCUGUGAAUAUCUCAGACAUAAUCUGGCUGUUAGCCUUGGAAUCAGUGUACUGAAUUUGUGGGGUGUUAUUUUAUUAUUAAAUUUUCUGCAAGACUG